Corylus avellana is the source of this 1875-nucleotide messenger RNA. Lineage: Eukaryota; Viridiplantae; Streptophyta; Magnoliopsida; Fagales; Betulaceae. The record is from RefSeq and is a predicted model, not a curated record.
AUGACGUUAAAGAUGAAGAUCGAGAUGGAGCAAGCCUUCUAUGAUUUGCUGAAAACUGUCUACUGGGGGAGAUACGUGCGUGUAAGAAAUGUGAGAAAUGAUGGGGAAGUUGAUUGUGUGGCGUGCCAGAAACCGAUAUCAGCAGGUCCCGCUUUUGAACACGGGGAUCAAGACCUCUACUGUCAUUUUUCAUGCCUCAAUGCACCCACCAAUUACAAAGCCCUUCUUUUUCACUUCGGCUUAGACCAUGACCGCUUGAUCUUCACUGAAGAAGUGAAAAGUGAUGGCAAGGAGGACGUUCUUUGCUUGGGGUGCGAGAAGCCAGUUCUGGGUCCCGGAUACAAAUGCUCCACUUCCAAUUGCAAUUUACUCCUCCAUAAAUCAUGCGUUGAGCUGUCUCCCCAGAUACAACAACACCCCUUCCACCCAAACCACACCCUCAUUCUUGUGGAGCCAGAUAAAAAAUAUUGUAAUUUUUGCGGUAAAAAUUGCAAUAGGUACCCCUUCUACCGUUGCAGUAAGUGCGAUUUCAAUCUUGAUAUCACAUGUACCUCCACCCGCCCGCGAAUUAAUAAUAUUGAGGACUGCCUACACGCAUUCAUCCCCUUCUUUCAAAAUAACCACUUCACUUGUAAAGUUUGUGGUGAGGAAGCCAAGGAGUACUUAGCUUCCUUAUGUAGCAUUUGUCAACUCUUGAUUCAUGGAAAAUGUGCCCGAUUUCCACGCAUCAUCUGGAUUUCAAGACAUGAUCACUCCCUUGCUAUCACAUAUUCUCUUCAAGUCAAAGAGCACUUGGACAGCAACGUAUUCUGUAAACUUUGCUAUCAAAAGGUGAAGACAGAGUAUGCAGCCUAUUAUUGUAAGGAAUGCGAUUACGUGGCCCACUUGGAUUGUGUAUUUGAAGAUGGAGAAAGUGAAAAGCACAUGUUCAUGCCUAAGAAAUCCAUUGCUUUAGCGGCUGAUGUUAUGGAGGUUGAAGGAGCAGCUCAGAUACAACAUUUUAGCCAUCAACAUGAUUUAUUUCUUGGCAAUGAGGAGCUCGCUGAUGUUAAGUUUUGUGAUGGUUGUAUGGAAUUCAUCUCCACCCCGUUUUACAGUUGUAUGCAAUGCAACUUCUUUCUUCACAGUAGAUGUGCUCGGCUACCAAGAAAGAAGCAACACAUACUUCACCAACACCAGCUCACCCUCGUCUCAAAGGUACCUGAAUAUAAUGGAUUGUUUAGGUGUGAUGCUUGUCAUACUCUCCAUCAUGGCUUCGCCUAUAGAUGUGACAUGUGUAAUUUCAACUUUGACCUUCAAUGUUGUUCAAUCUUGGAAACCCUGAAACAUGAAAGUCACCAACAUUUCCUCUUCCUUCCGGUUAAAUCUAAUAGAAGAUGUCAUGCUUGUAAUCGCCCUUCUAACAAGGAACCUGAUGUACACAAAUUUGUAUUUGUAUGCACUAGUUGUGAUUUCGCCUUGGGUCUUGAAUGUGCAACUCUUCCGCUCGUAGCUCGGAAACACAAGUAUGAUGAUCAUCUCCUCAAGCUCACCUACAUUGCUAAAGAUCAUUGUGAAGAAUACUAUUGUUUAAUUUGCGAAAGAGAAAGAGAUCCAAAUCAUUGGUUCUAUUAUUGUGCAGAAUGCGACUUCCAUGCUCAUCCCCUGUGCGUUUUAGGAAAAUAUCCAUACAUUAAGUUUGGAAGUACUAUUGAAGUAGAAGUUUUGCACCAGCACCCUCUCACUUUUGUCUCAAAGAUUGAGUCCUCCCCUCCAUGUGAUAGUUGUGGUAAGACUUUCGAUGGCUUGGCUGUAGAAUGUACUCAAUGCAAAUCCAAUGUCCACCUUGACAGUUCGUGUAUUGCAAAAAUAACUACCAAAGUCGUUUCGAAGUGA